AUGGUUAAAGUAUUCUGUAUUGUGUCAAGGAUUCUUCCUGAUAAAUCAGUAACUGAUGAUACCACAUCAUUAUAUUCAACAACAACAAUAAUGGAAUCAAUAACAACAAGUUCAUCAUUACAAUCAUUCAUCAAUCAUAAUAAUCAAACAUUAUUCAAUGAACAUCUUGAUCUAUUCAAUAUUGACGAACUUCUCAAACAACACUCCCAAUGA
Molecule: messenger RNA, 213 nt
Organism: Heterostelium album PN500
Lineage: Eukaryota; Evosea; Eumycetozoa; Acytosteliales; Acytosteliaceae
Exons: 2
Coding region: 1-213 (70 amino acids)
Source: RefSeq, a predicted model, not a curated record